UCCAUUUGAUUCCAGAAAGUAAGUUUCUCUCUUUCUCUCUGUCUCUGUAAAGAAAGAAUGGCCGCCAUGAGUCUCCCUCCUGGUUUUAGGUUCCAUCCAACAGACGAAGAGCUUGUUGCUUACUAUCUGGAUCGAAAAAUCACAGGCAAAACCAUUGAACUUGAAAUAAUCCCAGAAGUUGAUCUCUACAAAUGUGAGCCAUGGGAUUUGCCUGAAAAGUCAUUUCUACCAAGCAAGGAUAUGGAGUGGUAUUUUUACAGUCCAAGGGACAAGAAAUACCCAAAUGGGUCAAGAACUAACAGGGCAACAAAAGCUGGCUACUGGAAAGCAACAGGGAAAGAUAGAGCUGUACACUCUCAAAACCGUCCUGUUGGAAUGAAGAAGACGUUGGUAUAUUAUAGAGGAAGAGCUCCCCAUGGCAUCAGAACCAACUGGGUCAUGCAUGAGUAUCGCUUAACCCACCACUCUUUCUGUGCCCCUGCAUCCAUAUCAUCAUCUUUUAAGGAUUCAUAUGCUUUAUGCCGCGUUUUCAAGAAAACCAUGCAAAUUCCCAAAUCAAAACAAGGGAAAAAUGAUGCAGAAAAUGAGGAUGACAAUUAUUGUAACGAUGAGAAUUUGAACAUUAACGAUUAUUCUAAAUUUCCAAUAUCCGAUACAUCUUCUUCAGAUGUCACACAAGGUACUCCCAUGGAAACUGCAUUAGCCGAUGAUUCGCAGGCUCCAUUUACCUCCGAUGAAGCAAAUAGCUCCGCUAACAUGUAUUCUAUGGGUUUGGACUUCGCUUCAAAUCUUCUUCAGGACAUGGAGAUCCCAAGCUUGCAUAGUUAUCAAAUCGCGUAUCCACCAUUAGAAAUAGAUGACUUCCCACAGAUAAAUAUAGCAGAGACAAUGCCGGCGGCCAAGUCUGAAAUCCACAUUACAGAAGACUACUGCAUCAACGCCACGUUAGAUGAUAUUUUCUCUUUAUGUUCCUCUCAUGAUAAUUCUGUUGCCCAAGAUUCAGUAAUACACUAACAAGACAAACAGUUUUCUUAUAUUAAUUGAAUAUUAACUGGGGAUUAUGGUGAUUUUUAUUCAUUUGACACAAAUCAAAGGUAGGUAAUUGUGUUUGCCUCAAUAACCAAUUCUAUAGGGAGAUGGGGUUACUAUAUAUAAAAUUAUACAUAUAAUGAUGGACCAAGGCAUGCCAUCUUUUUGAUUAGUUUCUGUUCUUUUAGCAUUUUUUCUUUUUUUCUUUUUUUCUUUUUUUUCACACGGUGGAAA
Molecule: messenger RNA, 1263 nt
Organism: Jatropha curcas
Lineage: Eukaryota; Viridiplantae; Streptophyta; Magnoliopsida; Malpighiales; Euphorbiaceae
Gene: NAC020
Product: NAC domain containing protein 20
Biological process (GO): regulation of DNA-templated transcription
Molecular function (GO): DNA binding
Source: RefSeq, a predicted model, not a curated record